AUGGCUCUCGACGCACAGAGUAAUUGGAACGUAGAGAUGUCGCAGCCUCUGAAGCUGUCCAACGCAUCUCAACAGUCAAAGCCUGUACCGGCUCCCGAAUCGAUGGCAGAGCUUUAUCGUAAAGCCCCCUCACAAGAGAUUCUUCUUCCUUUGGAGAUAGUCUCUCACAUCCUCUCGUAUAUUCCCCGUCGCGAGGACACUCAGUCUACUUUCUACUCAUGCACGCUUGUAUCCAGACUCUGGUAUUCUGCAUCUAUAUCUCUUCUAUACGAGCGACCAUAUCUCAGCGGCGGGAACUUCAAUGUCUUUGUCACUACCGUCUGCCCCUCCAAAAAUGCGCAUGUACGGCAAUCCGCACUCGCUCCCCUGGUCCGACGGCUUGAUAUGGGAGGAUUGGUACAUAACAGUUCUAGAAGCUUGACUGCACGAUUACUGGGCCGACUGAAGGGAAACAUCGUGGAAUUUGUGGCACCACAAGCCUCGUUCGCUAUAAAUUCCUUUCCCGCUCUCAGUAGAUGUACUCAACUUCGAUACUUGGACCUCUCCCUAAUAUCCGCUUCCAUAUCGAAUCGCUUACUGUUUCGAGCCCUCAAAACUCUGCAACAUCUGGAGACAUUACUCUUUCCGCGUACUUCCAAUAGUGACUUAGACAAAAAUGACGAAAUAUGCGAAUGGCCGCCCAAGCUCCAAGGUCUCCAUCUAGCGGGCGGAGUUGACGAUCACUUCCUUCGUACGCAUCUUCUCAAUGUUCCGCCGACACUCUCCCGUUUCAGCAUCCAACACUGCAGCAUGGUAUACUCACCUGCGCUUCUAAGCACUAUAGAGCAUCUUGGGCCUCAACUCCAACACUUAACGAUUCGGCACCCAAUGAAUCGUAUGGGAGUUGGGGCAUUGGAUUACAUCCUCUUAAUGUGUCCCAUCUUGACCGCUUUCCGAAUAUCCGCCGAUUUUAUCACAGAUGCGUUAUUUGAAAAUAUACCCCAAGAUCAUCCACUGCAAAUAUUGGAUCUGGAUUGUAGCGGGACAGCGGGGACCGAGGUGAACAUUACUGCUGGGGCAGUCUAUGAAGCGGUAGAAGAGGGCAGGCUGCCAUGUUUGAGAAGUGUGAGGGUUAAUGCUAGAUUGGCUUGGAAUGCGACGGAGGGGGGGAAACAGGAUAUAAGUGAUUGUGAGUUCCUCCAUUGCUCUUCUACUGCUCUUCAUGCACGAUUUUACGUAGAAGCCAACGCUAACACGACUGCAGUGGUCGAUACAAUGGAGGACCUUGAGAAUGAAACUCCACUUGGUAUAGAACCAAUAGGUGUAUGGUUUUCAAUGGAUUGA
This is a messenger RNA of Sclerotinia borealis F-4128, 1323 nucleotides long. The record is from the annotation of a GenBank genome assembly. NCBI's taxonomy places the organism in Eukaryota, Fungi, Ascomycota, Leotiomycetes, Helotiales, Sclerotiniaceae.